CCGGGAAGAGGUCGGGAGUCGGGAGCCGCGGCCCCGGCAGAGCAGCGCUCGGGAGCCCCGAGAGAAGCAGGCGGGAGCGCGCGGCCGAGCCCAGGCGCGGGAUGACAGCCCUCGGCGUGCAGGCCCAGAAGCUGCUGGCCCAAAGGAGGCCCCGCCGGUCCUUCUUUGAACCCUCCAUCCGGGCCCUCAUCAUCUUGUGUGCCUCCCUGGCCGUGGUCCUCUCCUCCCUCUCCAUCUGUGAUGGCCACUGGCUCCUGGCCGACGACCGUCUGUUCGGGCUGUGGCACUUCUGCACCACCUCCAACCAGGCUGAGCUGCACUGCCUCCGAGACCUGAGGCAGGCCCACGUGCCCGGGCUAGCCUCGGGCAUGGCUGUGGCCCGCAGCGUGGCCACCUUGGCCGUGGUGGUCGCCAUCUUUGGCCUGGAGCUCCUCAUGGUGUCCCAGGUGUCCGAGGACGCCCACUCGUGGCACAAGUGGGCCGUGGGCUCCGCCCUCUUCCUCCUCGCCUCCAUCCUCUCCUUCGGGGGCCUCCUGAGCUUCCUGACCCUCCUUAGGAACGAGGUCACGCUCAUGGGCCUCAGCCUGACGUUCUGGAGCGAAUUCACGGCCUCCUUCCUCUUCUUCCUGAACGGCAUCAGCGGCCUCCACAUCAACAGUAUCAGCCGGACUGACAGCGUCACGUACCCCUGGGGCCUGCCUGCAAAAUUUUAGGCCCCCCCAGCGAGGGCGCUGAGUUCUACCAGAAAGUGUGGUCAAGAUGGGACUUCUCCAACAUGUGACAUUCGAACUGCCGCCUCUUGGCCGUGGGGUGGUCGGGCCAGUGGCCUUUGCAGCCUAGAGGCCAGGUGGGCGCCUCCGAGCCACCAGCUGCACCAGCUUAGCCACGUUAUUAGGAUGUUGACUUCACAAGAAGAAACAUAUUCUGAAACCCAUUCUUGAGUCCUUCCUGGGAUGGGAGUAGAUGUGGAAGCAGCUCAGGUAACCGGUGCUCAGGCUGGCCGCACAGCCAAGUACAUUUCACACCUGUUUUAGUGACUCUGCUGGGAUAUGGGCUGCAGGGCCCCCGGGGCCUCCGGGCUUGCUAAGAGUGAACCGUCUGUCAGCGAAGGGUGUCCAGUCAGUGCCGAGGACUUGCUUCACCAGCUCAAAGGGCCUCGUGCAGGUUCCCUGCUUUAGCUUCGGUCGCGUCAGGGAGGCAGCGUUCAGGGCUGCUGGGGUGCAGAAGCUUUUCAAACCGUUUGACUUUAUUUGAGCCCUGCCCUCUGUCGGGGGGACCCCGUGAUCCCUGGUAACCCCAGCUUCCAGCAGCUGGCCGUGCCUCGGGACUCUCCCUGUCAAUCCCGCCUGAAGCCCUUCCAGGAGGGCCCGCCUGGCUUGGUAAGCGUGGGCAAUCCACCUUUGGUAAGGGCCCGACAGCCUCAGGGUGCCAUUUUUAUCCU
This is a messenger RNA of Aethalodelphis obliquidens (Pacific white-sided dolphin), 1441 nucleotides long. It is a transcript of the gene TMEM37, whose product is annotated as transmembrane protein 37. Gene Ontology annotation, molecular function: voltage-gated monoatomic ion channel activity; calcium channel activity. Gene Ontology annotation, cellular component: membrane. The record is from RefSeq and is a predicted model, not a curated record. The coding region runs from base 102 to 713 and encodes 203 amino acids. NCBI's taxonomy places the organism in Eukaryota, Metazoa, Chordata, Mammalia, Artiodactyla, Delphinidae. The transcript is spliced from 2 exons.